GCCCCGCCCACCGAGGGGGUGGAAAUACUCUUCCGUGACCCACAAUUAUUGGUGACUAUUGCCUGUCCAUAACAGGAAAAGCGGUUACGGAUUGGCUGAGGCGAAGUAGUAGGGCGGAAAAGUGGGUAUAGCUGCCUGCACGCACGCUUGGUGCGUGCGCGGCGACGGCGGCGGCAGGCAGUGGCAGUCAUGGCGGCUCAGUGCGUGAGGCUGGCGCGGCGCAGUCUUCCGGCUUUGGCGUUGUCUCUCAGGCCAUCUCCCCGGUUGUUGUGCACAGCCACGAAACAAAAGAACAGUGGCCAGAACCUGGAAGAGGACGUGGGUCAGAGUGAACAGAAAGCAGAUCCUCCUGCUACAGAGAAGACCCUCCUGGAAGAGAAGGUUAAGUUGGAGGAGCAGCUGAAGGAGACUGUGGAAAAAUAUAAACGAGCUUUGGCAGACACUGAGAACUUGCGGCAGAGGAGCCAGAAAUUGGUGGAGGAGGCAAAAUUAUAUGGAGGCAUGUGGCCUAAAACAAAACACAAAACCAAGUCACAACUAUCUCCAGCACCUGCUGCCACUCUGUGGGACCCAGGCUGGUCACUGCCCAUCUCUGAGCUCCAGGUGUGUCACUGCCAAAAGAGGGGACAUGUGCAGCCCCACGCACCUCACAUGGGUGAGAAAAGGCUUCGGGGCCAGAGUGGGCCCCACGUGGCGAGCGCGAGUCCCCUCUCAUGGAGCAGCUGGGGCAGAGGCCACUGGGAGCUCGUGCUCUUCCCCCACAACCUUGGGGCCAGGGAGCCCCAGGAUCCGCAGUGGCCUCUGAAACAGGCAGGCAGCAGGGGCAGAGCCAACCUUGGCCUGUGCAGCUUCUCCAGCCCUCGGCACCAGCUCCUGUCCGAGGCUGCGGAGGGGCUGCUGCGUACACAGCCAAGUCAAGACGCCAGUUUCCAGGAGGCUCCGAUGGCUGCUGCACCAGGUUCCCAGGCACAUGAGGCUGGGUGUCCCCUUGCCCCAGAGGCUCUGUGGUGCCGGGCUGCUUACCCAAGGUCACAAGCAAAGUCACUCCAGCACCUCCAGUCUCAGCUCAGCCUCAGACACUGGCCCGACGACUAGGGCCACCUGCAGCUGGCGGCAGGACAGAGCGGCCGGGCAAAGAAGAACUGAGAGCAGGAUCUUGAAGAGAUCCCUGAACACCAUGUUCAUAGCAGCCUUAUUCACAUUCGCCAAGAGGUGGAGGCAACCGAAUGUCCAUCACAGAUACGUAGAUAAACACAAUAUGCCACAGAGUUGACAAUGGAUUGUUCAGCCAUGAGAGCAAGGCCGUGCCAAUACAUGCCACAACACAGAUGAUCCUUGAGGACAUGAUGCAAAGUGAAAUAUGCCAGUCGGAAAAGGACAAAUCCUGCAGGAUCCACUUAUGUGAGGUCCCUAGUGCCACAGGCGGGAAGUAGAAUGGGGGUGCCAGGGGCUGGGGAAGGGGGAGGGGGAGUGAGUGUUGAAUGGGGACAGAGUUUGAGUCUGGCAAGAUGAGAAAGUUCUGGAGGUGGCUGGUGGUGAUGGCUGCACAACACUGUGAGUGGACUUAAUGCUUCCAGACCUGAACACUUAAAAAGGGUUAAAAUGGUAAAUUUUAUGUUACACAUAUUGUACCACAAUAAAAAUCAAUAUAUUUUUAAAUAA
Macaca mulatta (Rhesus monkey) is the source of this 1662-nucleotide messenger RNA. It is a transcript of the gene GRPEL1, whose product is annotated as GrpE like 1, mitochondrial. Gene Ontology annotation, biological process: protein import into mitochondrial matrix; protein folding. Gene Ontology annotation, molecular function: protein homodimerization activity; adenyl-nucleotide exchange factor activity; protein-folding chaperone binding. Lineage: Eukaryota; Metazoa; Chordata; Mammalia; Primates; Cercopithecidae. Gene Ontology annotation, cellular component: PAM complex, Tim23 associated import motor. The record is from RefSeq and is a predicted model, not a curated record.